UGUUAGUGAUGUUUUUAUUUUAUUUUUAACUUUCCAAUGAGUGGAGCAGCACUCAGUUGAAUUGUCUUUCCGGGUCUAAAAAUACACACUCACCAAAUUUGACGUUUAGCUGCCGGAGCUAACUCUGGCAGCUGUCUUGCUCUGUUAACACUGCUAAGUGCUAGUUUGGGAACAGUCCCAACAGAAACAUGGCUGAGGCAGUAGCAAAUGUGGCCAGAAGGAUCAAUGCAACAGUUGAGGAGGGGAAAGAUAGUUUGGACCUUUCCAGAUGCAAGCUCAUUUCUUUCCCUGACGGUGUGUUCAAGGUGCUGAGGAGUGUCACGGGAAACAUCCGUGUUAUCACGCUGGCCGACAAUGAGAUGAAGUCCGUUUCCAGCAAGGUCUUUUCAACGUUCACUGAGCUGAGAGAACUGGACCUGCAGGGCAAUGUCCUCACCAAACUGCCUGACAGCGUGGGAGAAAUGGAGCACUUGACCAGCAUCAAUCUGGCUAAUAACAGCUUCUCCAUCUUCCCUGAUAAGCUCACAGAAAUAGCCACACUGGAGAGGAUUAACCUGGAGGGAAAUAGCAUCUCUGAGAUACCAGUGGAUAAGUUGUUUAACAUGCCAGCAUUGAAGUGGCUCAACAUGAAGUCGAAUCCGUUGGACUCAAACACUCAGUCUGCUCUACAAUCAUCCAACAGUUUUGACAUCUUGAUGACAAGAGAGUCCUAAAAUUUGUCCCUACAUAUCUACAGACUGGAUGCUGCGUGCCUUUAACUACUUCAGUUGGAUGCUUAAGUGUGCCUGAAAGAUUGGAAGAUGAUAAAAACACAAUACUUUAAGAUGAUGAGCUGAAGAUAUCAAAGCUAGUUUACAAGAGAAAGGGAAACAGAGGUGUGUCAAGAUGGCGUCCUCUUCGAUUCAGAUACAAAAUUAUGAAGUUGUUGUUUGAGGUGAAAUCAAUCUCAUCUUUCUAUAUCUCUUUCUUGACAUGAUUUUAUCUGAGUUCAGACAAAAGCCAGAAAGAAUGACUUAUUUAUUACUUUUGAUAGUAUUAAACUGUUUUUACAAUUAAAAUGUAUGGACUUGAAACAA
This is a messenger RNA of Labrus mixtus (cuckoo wrasse), 1076 nucleotides long. RefSeq names its product leucine rich repeat containing 20 (gene lrrc20). The transcript has 5 exons. Bases 189 to 713 code for a protein of 174 amino acids. Gene Ontology annotation, molecular function: protein binding. The record is from RefSeq and is a predicted model, not a curated record. Lineage: Eukaryota; Metazoa; Chordata; Actinopteri; Labriformes; Labridae.